This is a messenger RNA of Symbiodinium sp. CCMP2592, 2292 nucleotides long. Lineage: Eukaryota; Dinophyceae; Suessiales; Symbiodiniaceae. The record is from the annotation of a GenBank genome assembly.
AUGGGGCAGUGCAUGGGAUUUCCUCGGCCUCGCCCCGGGCAGUGCUAUCACCCGGACAAAAGUCUUUCAGAUGAGGUGGAAAUGGCUACAGUCCGCAUGCAGGCGCUGGGCAAUGCCAAGGAGAUCCUCCUCAACCCGAGCCUCAGGAUUCUCCAUGACAAUAUCCUGGGCCUGGGAGUUGGUACUGGGGGGACGGGGGACGGUUCCGCCCCCGUCGAACGCGGCAUGAGAUGGAGGGUCAAGCGGCACCGCCCCCCAUCAUGGAUGGUGGAAUCAGGCCUCCGCCAAAAGCCUCGCCACAGAGCUGGCUCUGCCAAGGGCAAGGACAAAGGUCGCUGGGGUACCCCCUUCUACGACACCAGCAGCGAGGAGUUUUCCAGUGGCGGUCCUGACACUGAGUCCUCUGGCCCGGAGAUCGAUAGGCGCCGCCGCCCUCCACGUUUGACAACACGAUGCGGUGGAUCUGUGGAGGCUGUGGAGAACCUAAUGGGCUUCAUCGGUAUGGCUGCAAUGGGUGCCGUCGCUCUCGACACGCUGCAGGAGAGGGCGACACACUGGAUAUGCCCCGACUGCCAGGAUGAGACGACCAUCAAAGCGAACCAGUGUUCUGGAUGUGGAUGCUGGCGGCCAAGACAUGGGUCUCUCAUCAAUAACGGCCCUGCCCCCGACGACCUGCUGGUGCACCCGAGGGCGUCCACAGACGAGCAGAUGGAAGAGGAAGGCGUCACCGCCCUCUGUAAGGGUAUGGGCGCACUGCCCGAGGGACCUCUGCCCCCUACUCCAGCCACCCCGAAAAGCUAUGCCGCACCGCCACCGGCGUCUGGUGGCCUUCAGCCUCUGGUCGACCCGAAGGCCAGGGGCCCCACAGAGGAAAGCCGUCCUAUGGCGAUUGUGGCACCGAACGGCGAUCUACCGCCCCUCAGCCCUGCGACCGGAGACCAUCGCCCCCUGUUCACCUUUCAGGACUUCCUGAGGAACCCCAGCCUUGGUCAACAUUACAGGGGGAAUGAGGGGCCACCUCGCCCAGGCCGUGCCGCCCUACCCUGCAUUUACCCGGCCGCGCUCCGCCUGCUCCCGCUUGCAGAGACCUAUGCGGAAGCGGACCAAGCCCAGAAUGUUAUGGGCCGGUGGGCUACGCAGAUCUUGGGCAAUGGGCCGGCAGUUCCGCCAGAUGAGGGCGUACCGCCUGCAGAUGGCAGUAAGGGUGCCUCCGCCCCGAGUUCGACGCCGAGUGGCAAAGGCUCCGGGAACGCUGGCAAGAGAGCCACGCACUGGUACUGCAAAAGGUGCUCCUAUAGGGUGCCAAUCACCCGCACGAUUUGCACCAUGUGCAACCGUGACAGGGAGCAAUGCGUGGUAUCUGAUGACGAGGAACCGGAGGAUGAUGUCGUCCUCAACAAAGAGGAGCUCGAGGAAGUUGCCCGGCUCGAACGAGAAUGCGCGGACCUGGAGCAAAGGAUGAGAGGCCUCAACGCCGGCCAGCAGCGGGCACUCCUGGAAAACCUCGCGAACAGCUCGAGUGCCGUGAUGGGAGGGCUUUUGGCCGAUACCAUCAGGCGCACCGCCCAGCUACGAGGCCAGAAGGGUAAAGGGGGGUCCAGCAAUGUCAAGGUGAGGGCAUCCAACGACACUGCUCGCAACGACCCCAAGUACCUGGCCGAUUUGGAGGCAGGUGUAUCCACGGCAGUGGCGUUUCAACGCCAUCGCUCCCGACUUCGUGCCGUACAACACCAGGUGGCCCAGGGCAAUGUGGCGUUACAGCCCCGUGCCACUCCCCUGCAGAGGGUGAGGGCGCUACCGCCCAUGAUGAGCUUGGGCCGCUCCCAUCGCCUUCAUCUCCUCAACAGAUUGGAGAGACUUGAAAGGCGGGGAGUCACCUGGACCCAGGAGGAGCAAUUCCUCGAUUACUUGGAGGCGAGAGUCAAUGCGGAUGCAGAGAGAGCGGAGCCCACAACCGCUUCCAAAUCCGCAGGUGCUCCACCCCCCCCAGGUGUACCACCUCAUACUGGCACUACAGCGAGCACCCCGUCGGGAACCUCUUCUGCACCAUCGGGUACAACCGCGGACGGGCGGCCAGAACCUCCCCCACCUCGUUCCGAUCAGCCGGAAGAUCGAGAAGCUGGGCGGCCAGUGCCUCCGGACCAAGGUGACGAUCAGCCGGGAGCCCAACCCUCAGCUCCUUCUACAACGCCUGAGGGAGGUGAUGCUGCAGGUGACACCGCCCCAGCUGGGAACGAUUUACCGGCUGAUGAUUCAGCACAAAGUUCCGCGGUGGGCGGUUUUCAUCUUUAA